Syngnathoides biaculeatus (alligator pipefish) is the source of this 3922-nucleotide messenger RNA. It is a transcript of the gene cd36, whose product is annotated as CD36 molecule (thrombospondin receptor). Gene Ontology annotation, cellular component: cytoplasm; caveola; cell surface. The transcript has 12 exons. The coding region runs from base 555 to 1967 and encodes 470 amino acids. The record is from RefSeq and is a predicted model, not a curated record. Gene Ontology annotation, molecular function: low-density lipoprotein particle receptor activity; low-density lipoprotein particle binding; scavenger receptor activity. Lineage: Eukaryota; Metazoa; Chordata; Actinopteri; Syngnathiformes; Syngnathidae. Gene Ontology annotation, biological process: long-chain fatty acid import into cell; lipid storage; receptor-mediated endocytosis.
GUUGCGGAACGACUCGAAACGUGAAACCCAGCGGGAGGACGAAGGGACCUGGCAAAACCAGGAAAAACGGUCCCUCAGGCAGUUCCCAUCGGGCGGUGAUUGACGCUGCCCUCCAGUGGCGGCGAGAGGGCACACAUCCUGGCGCCGAUGCACCCAGCGAGGUGCCAUCCGCUGCCGGAUUGGACCUCAUCAAAACCGCGCUCGCCGAUCGGCCGCAAUCGGACGAACCCUGAACAGACACGCUCCGUGAAAUUAAACCAAACAAAACAAAACGUGGAUUUUUUUUUUCCCUCUCCCAAUCGAGCGUUUUACGCAGAAAAAGACGAAAGCGGCAAAGCAAGAGGAUUUGGAGGCGACGUUCUCCGGAUUGUUUACUCAGUGUCACAUGCGAGGUGUUGGCGUCUCCGCCAGGAAAUUGCUCGUCAGCCUUCCGAGCGUUUAUCACCUGCUCAGAUAGCGCCGGCAGCCUGACCGUUCAACCCUUGCCCGGCGUAUAUAAGAGUUGUUCCCGGAGAGGCGCGCAGCCUUCUUUUCUGGCGCAAACGCGGAGAGACAUGGGCUGCUGCUGGAACAGGAGGUGCGGGCUCAUCGCCGGAGCCGUCGUCGGUGCGGCGCUGGCCCUGCUGGGAGCCAUCCUGAUCCCGCUGGGGGACGGUCUCAUCGAGGAAACCGUCUUACAGAAAGCCGUCAUCGCGCCCGGGACGCCGGCGUACGACAACUGGCUGUCGCCGGGGGGAGCGGUCUACAGGCAGUUCUGGUUCUUCGAUGUGCAAAACGCCAGGGAGGUGAUCGAGGAAGGUGCCGUGCCGAUGGUGGCGGAGAAGGGACCUUACACCUACUACACCAGAUACUUGCCCAAAGCGAACAUCACCUUCAACCCCAACAACACCGUCUCCUACCUCCUUCCGCAAGGCGCCAUCUUUGAGCAGUCCUUGUCGGCGGGACCGGAAGAGGACAACGUCACCUCCCUGAAUUUGGCCGUGGCGGGGGCGUACUCGAAGCUUCCCAAAGUGAUGCACCCGGUCCUGGAGGCCAUGAUCAAGGCCAGCAAGUCGUCCUUGUUUCAGCGACGCAGCGUCCGGGAGCUGCUGUGGGGGUACAAAGACCCCAUGUUGAAAUCCACCGUGGGCCUUUUCGCACCGUACAACGGCACCUUCGACGGCUACUACAACAUCUACAGCGGCGAGGCCAACAUCAGCAGAGUGGGCACGAUCGACAAGUGGCGAGGAUCCAGGAGUCUGAGCUUCUGGGACGACAAGUACUGCAACAUGAUCAACGGGACAGAUGGUUCUAACUUUGCUCCCUUUGUGGACUCCACAAAGCCUCUGUUCUUUUUCUCCUCGGACAUCUGCAGGUCGGUGUCAGCCAGCUACGAGCGGUCCAUGGACCUGAAGGAGAUUCCGGUGUACCGCUUCGGACUCUUGCCGUCCACCCUCGCCUCGCCCGUGGACAACCCCGACAACCACUGUUACUGCCGGGAUCCAAAGACCACCAAGAACUGCACCAUGGCGGGAGUGCUGGACAUCAGCUCCUGUCAAGACGGACAACCCAUCUACAUCUCCUUGCCGCACUUCCUUCACGGCAGUUCGUCCCUGCAGCGGGCCAUAAAGGGGAUCGACCCCAACGAGGAGCACCAUAACACCUAUCUGGACGUGGAACCUAUAACAGGGAUUACCCUCGGGUUUGCCAAAAGAAUCCAGGUGAACAUGAUGUACGGACCCUCCAAAGUCAUCACGGUGCUGAAGAAAGUCAACGAGACCACGAUUUUCCCUCUGGUCUGGAUGAACGAGACGGCGGUACUGGACGACGAGACUGCGGGUCGGCUCAAGGUGGAGCUGGUGGACCGGAUCAAGAUGCUGGACGUGGUCCAGAAAGUCCUGCUUGGCUCGGGCCUGGCCGUCUUUGGCCUGUGCCUGGUCUUGUCCAUCACCAUCAGGUGCAGCGACGACAAGUCGCAGACUGUCUGAUGCUGCUAUUUUGAUACGAACUAAUUAUUUAUAAUGUCCCGUUUCCUUUUGAUAUCGAGACUGUGAUUUUUGCAAACUCCACUGGAGUAGUGUCACUUUAAUUCAAUCAAUCAGGGAUUUUGGGCCUUCUUUAAACGAGCUAUUUCAAGGCUACGUCACGCGCUACAUGCCAAUGCUGUCGGUUUGUGUUUGUGAUGCUUCAAAGGAAUAAAAGCACAAGUCCAGCUUCAUUCCUUUUUCACCAUAAAUAACAUCAAGUGCAAGGGGAUUAUUCGGCCGUAGGAUGCGGCUUUAUUGUGCCAAAGUGCUUCGCAAUAAAACCCCCAAACAAACAACAACAACAACAAAAAACCUUUUUGAUUUGUCCGGUGCGAAUUGCACGACAGAACGCCGACUAAGCAAAGUGUCAAACGCCGGCCGGAUUUGCGACCGGGUCACAAACGUGACCAGAAAGAAUAGAAAAGUGGAUUCACAUUCAAAUGGAAGACUUUCAGACUCCACGGUAGCAUUGAAAAUGCCGCCGAGGAAACUAAAACUAGCUAAGGCUAGCUUAGUCGGUACAAACGGCAUCAGAAAUGUUAUCCUGGUUACAGUACUACGAAUAAAGGUUCUGAUUGAGUUUGUGUGAAAUAAUUUCAAUAUUAGACGGAGAGGUUUUCAUGCCCGAUGCUAAUGUCCGUUAGCUUGCGUGGAGCAAAUGGAACUACAGCCAAGCUCGAGUGGUGGCAAGUCGAAUUCAUAAAGGGAAUCUGCUAGCCUAAUUCAUGUGAACGGAUGCAAAAGUUAGCAUAUUAGCUUAGCUUCCGCGAAUCUAAUGGAACAACAUCCAAGCUCCAGUGGUGGCAAUUCGAAUUCAUAAAGGGAAUCUGCUAGCCCAAUUCAUGUGAACGGAUGCAAACGUUAGCAUAUUAGCUUAGCUUGCGCGAAGCUAAUGGAACAACAUCCAAGCUCGAGUGGUGGCAAUUCGAAUUCAUAAAGGGGAUCUGCUAGCCUAAUUCAUGUGAACGGAUGCAAACGUGAGCAUAUUAGCUUAGCUUGCGCGAAGCUAAUGGAACAACAUCCAAGCUCCAGUGGUGGCAAUUCGAAUUCAUAAAGGGAAUCUGCUAGCCUAAUUCAUGUGAACGGAUGCAAACGUGAGCAUAUUAGCUUAGCUUCCGCGAAGCUAAUGGAACAACAUCCAAGCUCCAGUGGUGGCAAUUCGAAUUCAUAAAGGGGAUCUGCUAGCCUAAUUCAUGUGAACGGAUGCAAACGUUAGCAUAUUAGCUUAGCUUGCGGCGUUCAGAAGCACAGUCUCAGAUAAACAUUUAUUCAGGCCAUCGCUUCCACGAAUAAAUAAAAAGGGGACGCCAGGCUCGAAACGAAGCGCAUUUUCGCUUUUAUCGACAUGAAUGAAUGGUCUGCAAAAACGAAAAUUCCAAAAAUAAAACCUUCGAAUGGAGGCUCUGCGAGUUGCAGAUCCGGUCGUAUUUACGCGGACAAAGCGCACAUCUGCAUUAAAUAAGAUAAAACGUCAUCUUUAUCUACAUGAGCUAUUCACAACCCGACGGGCAUUUUCUCAAACGGGGGUCCCCGGACCCCCUCUGGGAGUCGGGUCGAUAAUUUGCAAUAAAUUAUUAGGUCCCCUCAUUUAAAAAAAAAAAAAAAAACGUCAAUACCAAAAUAUUGGGACUGGAUAAUUAUGCCUUCGUACUUGAACCUUAGCCAAUUCAAAGAUUUGUUAUGACUCUGACGCAACAUCGCAGACAUCUCAAAUCGGUGCAGGAAUAAAGUUGCAUUAUUACCCGAAAAGAGUCCAAAUUAAAAAAAAAAAAAAACAUUUUUGUGCUCUAUUUUAAACGCAUCGAUUGUGUAUUUUUUUUUUUUGUCAAAUUCACUUCUUGAAGUACGACUUUUCAUCUCGACAAAAUGUGUCUUUUGCGGUUUUUCCUUGGAAAACUCUCUCUGAUGGACCCGGA